AGCGGGGCCGCAGCGGAGCCGGAGCCGAGCGAGGAGGAGGAGGAGGAAGAAGAAGAGGAGGAGGAGGAGGAGAGGGGAGCGGAACGGAGCGGAGCGGAGCGGCGGCACACGGACUUGUGCCCACUGGGCCGAGGGGAGCGAGCCGCCGCCUGCCAGCCCGGCUGGCGAGCAGGGGAGGGAAGGGGGAAAGAAAAGACAAACUAAAUGCCAAACAACCCCCGGCGUUUGAUCUCGCCUGCUUUUUGUCUUUUUUUUUUUUUUUUUAAUUUUUCAAUUUUUAAAAAUUUUUCUGAAAAAAAAAAUAAUUACAGUCUUUUUGUCAAAUUGUGCCGCGCGUGGAGUUGUUUUCCGUACACCCCUGACAAACAAAGGAAAAAGGGGGAGGGGGACCGCGCUUCGCAGAAGACAUGCGUUCAGUCAGGAAGAGGUGGACUGUGUGCACCAUAAGUCUCCUCCUCAUCUUCUACAAGACGAAAGAAAUAGCGCGGACCGAGGAGCGCCAGGAGACACCGCUCGCCGGAGAUGGUGAGCUGAGUUUGAGUAGAUCAAUGAUCAAUAGCUCUGAUAAGAUAAUCCGUAAGGGUGGCUCUGCUAUCUUCCAGCAUUCUGUAGAAGGUUGGAAAAUCAAUUCUUCUUUGGUACUGGAGAUAAGAAAGAGUAUACUUCGAUUCUUGGAUGCUGAAAGAGAUGUCUCAGUGGUCAAAAGCAGCUUCAAGCCAGGAGAUGUAAUCCAUUAUGUACUGGACAGACGUCGCACCCUAAAUAUUUCUCAGGAUUUGCACAGCCUUCUCCCUGAGGUUUCCCCAAUGAAGAAUCGCCGAUUUAAAACCUGUGCAGUUGUUGGAAAUUCUGGCAUCCUUCUGGACAGUGGGUGUGGAAAAGAGAUUGAUAGCCAUGACUUUGUAAUAAGGUGCAAUCUAGCUCCUGUGGUGGAGUUUGCUGCAGAUGUGGGAACUAAAUCUGAUUUUAUUACCAUGAACCCAUCAGUUGUACAAAGAGCAUUUGGAGGCUUUCGGAAUGAGAGUGACAGAGAAAAAUUUGUGCAUAGACUAUCCAUGCUGAAUGACAGUGUCCUUUGGAUCCCUGCUUUCAUGGUCAAAGGCGGAGAGAAGCACGUGGAGUGGGUUAACGCAUUAAUCCUUAAGAAUAAAUUGAAAGUGCGAACCGCCUAUCCAUCACUGAGACUUAUUCAUGCUGUCAGAGGCUACUGGCUGACAAACAAGGUCCACAUCAAACGACCCAGCACUGGUCUCCUCAUGUAUACUCUUGCCACCAGAUUUUGUGAUGAAAUUCACCUGUAUGGAUUUUGGCCAUUCCCGAAGGAUUUACAUGGAAAACCAGUCAAAUAUCAUUAUUAUGAUGAUCUGAAGUAUCGGUACUUUUCUAAUGCCAGUCCUCACAGGAUGCCAUUAGAGUUUAAAACGUUAUAUGUAUUACAUAACAGAGGAGCACUUAAAUUAACAACAGGGAAAUGUGUACAGCAAUAAAGCACAUGCAAAGUACGGUAAGAACUACAGAAGAUGCACCUCAUCCUAAAGAUGUUGUGGAAUGGCAAUGGGAUCCCAGUGAGGAUAUGUUUCAAUACCCACUAAGCCAUUGGAAAAAGGAAUUUUAUCAGAAGUACAUAACCAGCUAUUAUACCUGUAAAGUGCUAUAAAAACUAAGCUAUCUUGACUGCAAGGGUUCAAGUAAGUGCCACUUUCACUAAGAACAAAGCUUGAAUGUAUACUCAGUAGUGUUUACAGAAUCCAGUGACACAUUCAUCAUGAAUUAAAGAAGAAAAUAUAGCCUGCUUACUGCUGACUUGCCGCUGUGGUCAGGCAGCCCACAGAAGAAAUCCCCUGUGGACUGAAUAUUCUCUUGAGCAAAUAAACCAGGCUUUAGCAGAAAAAGAAAAAAAAAAAAAAAAACAUGAUGGGAUUGAGUAGAGAAAGUGAAGUCCAUAAGAUCAAACAAAUAAGUAAAUGCCUUCAGUCAGGGGACUGUUUCUGAUCUUGUAUUAUAACCUCAGCUUUUGUUGCUGUUUUUCUUAUUGCUGUUGGUUGGAUUUUGUUGUUUUUGAGUAUUUGAAUCCUUAAACGGUUUUGAGGAUGUUAUGAAUAAUUCAAAGUAAAUAUCUUAUUGAAUUGUCUUGGGAAAAAAAAAAAAAAAGGAAAAAAAAAAGGUGGGAGGGUGGAGGGAAGUAUCAAAUACUUUGUAAAUUGUUGUUGUGUUGUAUCCUGCUGUCACACAACCUUUAACCUCCCAAUUGUUUUUCUAGCUACAGCUGUCAAUACAUGGAACCACUCAGAGAAAGGUCAUUUUGAGCCAUUUUUUAAUGAGAAGUGUUUCUGUUGUGUGCAGAUUUGAAGACACACUUACAAAAAGGUGCCCUUAUUUUUGGUACCAAAGAUUACUCUUAUAGUGUACACUAUUUUUCCUUUCCUCAAAGAAAUAGAGUAGAUUUAGUAUGAUGUUUCUUUGCUGCUGAAGGGAACAUGCUUUUUAAGUUUUGAGUGAAGCAUCUCAAAGCAAAGACUCUUUACUUACUUUGCCUUUAUAAUUUAAUUCUUCAGAAAAAUCUGCAGGAGUAAAGAAAUUAUUUCAUGCAUUCAAGUAUAAAUAUGAUUUUUAUUCCUAAUUGAAAGGAAAACAUAAAGUCUAAAGGAACUCAGGUGACAUAAUGGAACAUGUUUAAAGAAAAAAAUGGUUUAGCCAAUUAAAUGCAAAAUAAAUGAACUGCAGAUCAAGCAGUUCUUUUAAAGCUUAAAUUUCUAACGGUGUUGGAUGAUAUCUCUAAUAUACCUCUUUUCUGUGAGCUUGAUGUUCUGAUAUGUAAUUGCAUGAAAUAACAUAGAGCUGCAUUAUCUUACUUUGAUUUUUCUGAGCAUCUUGUUUAUUCAUGAAAAAGAGAAUUCUUUUCCUCUCUUCUUUCAGAAAAGAGAACAGGGAAUUACAGGAGGGUAGGGAAGGGUGGAGUGUCAGUGCAACUUGUACAAAGAUGCAAAAUGUGUGUGCAUAAUGAUACGUGUUAUCUCUAAUGGAGCAGGUAAAGGACGAACACCGUGGUUCCACCAUUUUCAUGUCAAUCUAGGAUAAGGAGGAGACAUGCAGGUACAAUGUGUGGGUAUUUUCUUGCUGUUUUCAACUCUAGGUUAGGUCCUCACCUCCAAAUAUUAUAUUCAGUGCAUCUCUUGAACUUUGAGCUAGUCUGAGCACUUUCAUAUGUAGCACAAUACUCAAAAAACAUUUACUAGCUAAAAACACCACUUGUUACCUAUUUUUCCUCUUAAGUUCAUGUGUGUUUCAUCAUGAAUGGCCAGAGGUCUGUGAUUAUGCAAGUUUAGUAGGCUAAACCACUGCCUUGUAAACACUUUUGCCAGCAGUUGAUGGGAAACAGGAAGUCAUUACGCUGUACCUAGGACACAGUAGCAUCUUUUCUUAUUCACCUGUCUCUCCUACUCAGGACAGUUUACUUCAGCUAUAUGUUAAUGUUUGGAAUGUGGUCAUAAGAUGAUCACCACUGAAACCAAGACACCACUAGGUACUAGGUAGUACAAAUCAGAAUGUAUUUAAUUCUUGUUGAUCAACCACAGUGUUCUGUGUACACUGUAUAAAUCUGUAGUUUAGGACAAAAGUAUUUCCUCGAUGAAGGGUAGGCACAUUCCUCUUCUUUUUGUUAGGGUUUUGCUGCUGUCAAUUUUUUAAAACAUAUUUUAUAUACAUUGACUGACUUUCCUUUGUUGAAUUCACAGAUGCCAGUCUCACAGAAGCUCAGGAAAGCACCUGAUGAGCUUUACUUUUUACUCUGAGAAUAUCGUUUCUUCUUCACUGUAGUGUUAGGAUAAAAAGGGAAUUCUAGUAGACUAAAACAUAAACUGACAGUUUAUUGUUGCUGUGGUUUUUGUUUUGUUGUUUUGUUGUUUUGUUUUGUUUUGUUUUGUUUUGUUUAUUUGUUUCACCUCAGGGCAAGUUUUAGUCACAGAGAAUCACACAGAAUGGCCGAGGUUGGAAGGGUUCUCAUCUGGUCCAACCACCCUGCUCAAGCAGGGCCACCUAGUGCAGGUUGCCCAGGACCAUGUCCAGAUGGCUUUUGAACACCUCCAAGGAGGGAGACUGCACAGACGCUCUGGGCCACCUGUCCCAGUACUCUGUCACCUUUACAAUGGGCUUGUUCUUUCGCAAGUGCAGGACUUCACAUUCUUCUUGUUGAACUUCAUGAUGUUCAUGUCAGCCCAUUUCUCCAGCUUGUCCAGGUCUUUCUGGAUAGCAGCAUGACCCUCUAGCAUAUCAUCCGCUCCAAAGAUUGCCUUUACAAGUCAGCAGAUGAAGAAAAAUUUGUCCUGAGCCUGUUUUGCAAGAGUCACAUUUGAUUCUCUGUGAAUGAAAUCAACUUUAAUACACAAGCCAGGGAGUCCAAAUUUCCACCUUGUGAUUAAUGUCUGAUAGAACAGGGUUACUCAGGGCAAGGUUUCUCAAAGCUGCUUUGACAUACGCUGUGACAGUAACACCUGCUUCCAAGGCAACAGUAGUUUGUCUAUGCCUUGUCAAAACUGGGCUUUAACCUGCAGACUUUCCACCUUCAUGUUUCAUACUUCUUGCACCAUGAGCCGCAGUCUCGUGGCUUUUUACCCUCACUUCCAAUCCUUCUCGAAGAACCAUCCGCUUGAACAGACACCCAAAUGUGUCUCCACACAGAAAGCAUAUGACUCCUCACUAACCCAUCUCUUGUCUCACCUACCUCAACUUUGUCCUGAGUUGGACUUGUAAGGAGGUGAGUGGUAGGUAUCAGAACAUCAUCUGAGGCAAGUAGCAGUUGUAGUCUUUGACCAUGCAGGUUUUCACAAGUGCUGAGACUUUUUACUCUACUGCUCUUGUAUGAAUUAAAAUAUGUGUGUGUCCAGAUGGAACCUAGAGCUUCUGGGGGUCCCUGGCAUGUAUGCAGUUUGGUGUGCUGCAAAGUGUCCAUUUUGAGGUGUUUUGUGACCAUCGGUUAUAGUAGGGUGACCUGAGCUGGGACAUGCUCAGAUGUUUUCCUGUUAGCCCUCUCAUUGCAGGGAGGCUGUAAUAGUGGACUCAUUGCAAACAUCCUCUGACACCUUUCCCUUAGACGUCAUGGCUCUAUAUUGCCCUGGAAGUCUUUGUGCAUUUGUAUCCAGGCAGCCCAGGUCCUGAAAGAGACCAGUUAACUUCCCCUGUGUGAGGCUUUCCCUACAGAUGACCUGGGGAAGGAGAGGGAUGCCUUAGGUGAAUAGGGACUUUACAGCAGAAUAAAUGUCACCUUGUGGUCCUUCACAGUGCAGCAGUCACCAGCUUAAGCUUCUGUAGCUGCCUUGGAUGAUUUCUGUUUUUCAUAAACAUUCAUACAUCCUGUGCUGCCUAUAGCACAUAUCAGAUAAGCAGGCUUUAUUGUGAUUAUUACUUUUAUCAUCCAACACUAUCAACAGCUAAUAUGAAGUAGAUAGAAUAAAAAUAAGUAUCCCUAAUAUUGUAACAAUAUCUGCACUGUUGAGGAUCAUCUGUGGAACACCUAUGGACUGAGUGUUCCUCAUAUUCAUCCUCACAUAAGUGAUAUCAAUUGCCAGCUAUGGUUCCUAAAAGUAUGAUAAAAAUAAGAACCGGGAGCUAUAUCAGGACAGCAGACAGUGUAUAUUUUUCAAAUCGCUAUGUUAAUAUUUCUGUAGCAGAGAGUUUUUCUCUUAUAUUUCAUAAAAAUAAUAGAUAAAUACCUUUGAUUGUUAAGUUUUCAGCUUUGGGACAAUUCUUUCUCCCACAGCUCUGAGCUACUCUCCAGACACAAGAUCUACUGAGCCUUUCAAACUUUGUCCGGUUUACACAAUCUGAUGUCAAAUAAAAAUUGUACCAUUCUUUUGUUAAACAAUAAAAUCAAGACAUACUUGAGGACAGCACCCUUUUUUUUUUUUUUUUUUUUUUUUUUUAAAUUCAUUGCAGUUUGAAGAAAAAGAGCUGUAGGUUCAGUACCUUUUAUUAGUGUUUGAUCUGGAAAAGUGCUGAGCACUCCUUACGGUGACUUUCCUGGGUGAGACAUGUCCAGGAUUUAGAUGGGGAUCUAGAUUAGCAUAUUUCAGGAUAUGACUCUGAAAUUGCACAUUAUUUAUUUUUAAGAGCACUGUUACUUUGUGUAGGGAAAAGCACAAUUCUUCUAAAUGUAGAUAAAACAGAGGAAGAACGUUUACAGAGAGCAUCAUUCCUGCACAGUACAAUUGCUACUGAGCAUAUGUAAUACAAUUUCUGUGGUUUAAAGUAUUGAUAUGUAUUCUGUCAGGAUUGUCAUGUCUGACACUUUAAUAUUAUUUCAAGUAUAGUUAUUGGGGAUUGUUUUUUUUUUUUUUUUUUUUAAUUUGUACAACUGUAAAAUAAAGAUUUUUUUUUUCAUUUUUUUUUCUGCUA
This is a messenger RNA of Oxyura jamaicensis (ruddy duck), 6390 nucleotides long. RefSeq names its product ST8 alpha-N-acetyl-neuraminide alpha-2,8-sialyltransferase 4 (gene ST8SIA4). The record is from RefSeq and is a predicted model, not a curated record. Gene Ontology annotation, biological process: oligosaccharide metabolic process; N-glycan processing. The coding region runs from base 408 to 1487 and encodes 359 amino acids. The transcript is spliced from 5 exons. Lineage: Eukaryota; Metazoa; Chordata; Aves; Anseriformes; Anatidae. Gene Ontology annotation, molecular function: alpha-N-acetylneuraminate alpha-2,8-sialyltransferase activity.